CUCUCUUUCUACGUCCACUAAUCUGCACUUCAACAUCCAGCGCGACGCCGAGAAGCCACCGGAAACGGCCGGAACUUAACGCCGGGAAACCCUUUGAGCAGUACAUCGUCUUUCGUCUUGAGAGACUCUUCGGCGACAUUGUCUGUUUCGACUCCUCCUCCGGAAAGAAGAGAAAAGUCUCAGUCGGCAGUUUCCGAGCCGAUCGUCAUGGGAAGAGGAAAGAUCGAGAUCAAGCGAAUCGAGAACACGACGAAUCGUCAGGUGACCUUCUGCAAGCGGAGGAAUGGACUGCUGAAGAAGGCGUACGAGCUGUCUGUGCUGUGCGAUGCCGAGGUCGCGCUCAUCGUCUUCUCGAGCCGAGGCCGACUCUUCGAGUACGCGAACAACAACAUCAAGGCCACCAUUGAUAGGUACAAGAAGGCGUGCGCUGAAAGCUCAAACGCAAACUCGGUAACCGAGGCCAACGCCCAGUAUUAUCAACAAGAGUCCACCAAGUUGAGGCAGCAGAUACAAAUUCUACAGAAUGCAAACAGGCAUUUGAUGGGUGAAUCUUUGAGUAACCUCAGUGUGAAGGAGCUAAAGCAGUUGGAGAAUAAAAUAGAGCGGGGCAUAACCAGGAUCAGAUCGAAGAAGAACGAACUGCUGUUUGCGGAAAUCGAGUACAUGCAGAAACGGGAACUGGAACUACAAAGUGAUAAUAUGUAUCUUCGAGCUAAGGUUGCUGAGAGCGAGCGAGCACAGCAUUCCAACAUGUUGCAGGGACCUGACUACGAAACGAUGCAGACGUUUGAUUCCCGCAACUUCUUUCCGGUGAACAUGCUCCAGUACUCCAGCCAGGACCAAACUGCUCUGCACCUCGGGUAGCAAAUAAUAUAUUCCAAGGAGUCAUUGACGGUUGGCUGCAACGACGGUGAUGGUGUGUUUAUGUAAGUGUAUUGCCAUAUAAUGUCUCAUAUUGUAUUAAUAAUGCACAAUAUGAUAUGGUGUUGUCUGAAUUAUAUGCUCCAUCAGUGUGAAAAGAAUGUGAACAAGAAGAGGCAAAAAAAGAUAAAAAAAAAAAAAGGGGUUGGGAUGAUAGGGGCACAUCCGAGUGCGUUGUAUACCUUACCAAGUAAGGGUGCAUAUUUCAACAUAUCUUGGCGUCUUAACUUUAACGCUCUGUUGAUGCUAUUUAAUGUUGUUGGCUUUUAGUAUCCACUUGUAACAAUAAAGCUGGCAGACUUUGUUAUCUUAUGAGGUCAUUCCAUGAUUUUCU
Molecule: messenger RNA, 1255 nt
Organism: Nymphaea colorata (pocket water lily)
Lineage: Eukaryota; Viridiplantae; Streptophyta; Magnoliopsida; Nymphaeales; Nymphaeaceae
Product: agamous-like MADS-box protein AGL11
Exons: 8
Coding region: 208-864 (218 amino acids)
Biological process (GO): positive regulation of transcription by RNA polymerase II
Cellular component (GO): nucleus
Molecular function (GO): RNA polymerase II cis-regulatory region sequence-specific DNA binding; DNA-binding transcription factor activity, RNA polymerase II-specific; protein dimerization activity
Source: RefSeq, a predicted model, not a curated record